UGAAUAAGAAAAAAAAGAUAAGAAAUGUGUGAAAAUUAUUGUAGAAUGCAAUUGUUAUAUCAACUUCGAUAAAGAAAGUUAAUGGAAAAUAAUUAAUAGAUUAAUAUUUACGAUAGGAUUAAGAAGAGAGCUUCGAAUCAAAAAAAUUAUGAAUAAGAAUUGUCAUUUAGUGAGUCUUUAGAAAAGGAAUCUAUUUUUCCUAUCAUAAUUCGAAAAUCCCCUUAAGAGUAUAAGGAAUAAAUUUAAAGCAUAAAUACUGGCAACAAUAGGAGUGUACCUUAAAACAAAAUCAAAUUAAAUUCCAAGCUCACAAAUAAUAAUCGAUCUAUCUCAGUAAAUAGAAAAGUUUCUCCUUUUUAUGACAAAAGCGUCAAUUAUGAGCAAUUUAGUACAAAAUUAGAUAAAGAAAAAAAAACAAUUGUUGUUUUCUCUUAAAGAGAAAAUCCUUUAAAAAAUGAUUAUAUCUAUAGAUUUUGUAAAAGAGACUCUUUCUCAAGUUAAUCUGGAAGAAGCAAUUAUAAUAUUUAUUUUUGA
This is a messenger RNA of Paramecium octaurelia, 534 nucleotides long. The record is from the annotation of a GenBank genome assembly. Lineage: Eukaryota; Ciliophora; Oligohymenophorea; Peniculida; Parameciidae.